Molecule: messenger RNA, 10311 nt
Organism: Mesorhabditis belari
Lineage: Eukaryota; Metazoa; Nematoda; Chromadorea; Rhabditida; Rhabditidae
Source: the annotation of a GenBank genome assembly
AUGCUUUUCUCGGGCAGCGCCGCUGCAGCGCCUGUCAAGAAAAAAGACGAAAAGAGACGCGAAAGAAACGAACGAGACGAGAAGCACGAGCUCCAAGAGAAUGUUUUCGUGCGUUGGGUGGGGAUCAUUUUGGGCGAUGAGGCGCCUCGAGAGCCAAGGGAGUUGGCCGAUCCGAACAUUGUCGCCAAAGCGAUCAGCCGAAUCACCGGCAAUGCAGCGAUCAGCGCCCCAUCUCGCUACGAAUUCUUCCAGACGAUCAUCAACGAGUUAGGCGUUUUCGGGACAAAACUAACACCCAGCGAGUUGACGGAACACUUGCAAAAGGCGGUUCUCCAAAUGUGGUGGUGCAUUCUGCACUUGUACUGGCAACGUAUGGCCCCCGAGCCGUUGAAGCGGGAAAAAGUGCAAGACGCGAUGCGAAUGUGGUGCAUGGAUGUGUGCAAAGCUUAUCCAGAAGUUAACGUCAACGAUUUCACGUCAUCGUGGCGCGACGGGCACGCAUUUAACAUUUUGCUGCACAACUUUGAUCCAAAACUCGUGAAAAUGUCGGAAAUCAGCGAAAUGAGCGGCUUGGAACGGAUCGAAAACGCGUUUACUGUAGCUGAGAGACUCGGCGUGCCACGAUUGAUGAACAGUAGAGAUCUUCACAGCGAAUUCUUGGACAGUCGCUCGGUGGUCGUCUAUUUAGUGUCUUUGUAUUUGACGCUACAAGGGAAAAGUGAAGAACAGAGGCAAAUCCAAGGACAACGAGUGACUGGGCCAGCUUUUGGACAACCUCUCCCCGAUCCUCAUUCUCUACCAUUGACAUCUCCAGAGCCACUCUCGUUACAAGGGCAAAUCAUCGAAGAACAGCCGUCUCACUCUCUGGCGAUGUCUCAGCCAUCAAGUGCCGGACAACAGGACGAGCCAACCGUUGAGAAAACCUUUCAUUUACCAAUCUUGCCAGAGCCUUUCGUUUCGCAGACAGUGGCCCUAUCGACUGAUUUGAGACGUGAAAAGCAGCCAAAACAACAGAGUAUCGACAAUCCGACAAAUGAGGUCGAAUCAAUCCGUUCUCGAAAAUCCUCGUCGUCAAGUCAAAAAUCAUCGAAAGGAAAGAAAAUGAAAAAGGACGAGUUGGCGAAAGAGUUCGACUCGUGCUUGGAACAGGUGCUCGCCUGGUUGCUCGAGGCUGAGGAGGAGUGUGCGGUCCUAUCCGAUGUGGAAACAAACGAUGUGACGGCGGUGAAGACGCAAUUCAGGGACUACGAGCAAUUCAUGGCUUCGCUCACCGAGAGUCAGGACACCGUCGGACGGGUAUUGCAUCGUGGUCAACUCCUUUGCCAAAAAUCGGAGACCGAGGCUGAACGCGAGGCGAUUCAGCAACAGCUUGAGCUGGUCAAUUCGCGUUGGGAAAGGCUACGGGCGCUGGCUAUGGAUCGUCAAACGGUACUUCAAAGCGCGCUCACCACUCUCCAACAGAAGCAAUUGAAUGAGAUUUGUGGUUGGAUGGCUGAUACAGAGACGUUGAUCACGGCGGCUGGUGCUUUAGCUGAGACACAAGACGCUGCAUUGAAACAGAUUGAAGACCACGCUCGGCUACAAAAACGAAUCGCUGACUUUGAGCCGACUGUUGCCCAGCUGAGCUCGUUUGUAGCUGUGGUUGACGAAGGUGAAACAGAAAGCGAUAUGUCGGUGGCCCAGCUGGAGACCACUUUGCGAACGGUUGGACAAAGAUGGGAAGGGAUAUGCUUGUGGGCUGAGACUCGAGCACAGCAUCUCGAUGGAUUGGCUGAGUUGUUUGACACGGCUGAUGAGGUGUUUUCAAGGCUGAAUGCUUGGUUGAAAGAGCGGGAACAUGAACUACUCGGCCUCAAAUCCGCGCAUCAUCUUGACGAGCGCGAGCAAGUCGCUGAACAGGUUCGUCUCCUUCAACAAGCUGAAGCGUCACUCGAAGCUGAACACUCAUCUUUCGUUCGAGCUAGUCAACUCAGUUGUGAACUGGUGGCAAGGCUUGACACGGGAAAUGGAGCGGCGGCAAACGAGGUUCGCCGUCGUUUGGACACGCUCACACAAAGAUGGGACAAUCUAGUCACAAGAAUCGAGGAGCAUUCGAAUACGUUAGUAAAAAGCGGGAAAGCUGGUCUGAAAAAGCCCGAUCUUUCGAUUGAAACGCCGAUUGAAACGCCAAUUCAAGCAGAUUCCGAGGAAAAGAAGAGAAUCGAGGAAACUGAUACAGAAAACGUCAAAUAUCCAGAAGAAGAGACUUUGAAUCAAGAUAUUGUCGAUCGUUUCCUAGCGCACGUGGAGCGAGUUUCCGCCGAAAUGCGCCCAUUAUCCGAUUGGUGUCACGCGUUUACGCUAAGCAAAAGGCCGACUGAGGCUCGAAAAAUGAUUGCACUUUGUCAGGGGAAACUCGUCGAGAUUAAAGAACAAGAGGCAAAGGUGAAUCAUUUGCAACUCGAAAUGGAGCGAAUCCACAUGAACAAAGAUCUCUCGGCCGGGCAACUCAAAGCCGCCAACGACGCUUUUGCUCAUUUUGCAAAGGAUUGGGCCGAGAUUGUGACCAAGAUCAGCGAAGCGUUGAACGUUCUCUCGGGUCACUCCGAUGGUGACGAGGAAGGAGUGGUGGCGAGAGGGAUCGAGCAAUGGAUGGAGGGAUGUGAGCGGGUACUCAACGAGAUGCAGAAAGCGUCGAUUUCCGAGCGAGCUCUGCGCGCAAAAAAGCUCAAAGAGCAAUGGGACACACAGAAUUCGAAUCUCAACUUUAUCCAAAAGGAUCAUCUCAAACGAGCCAUUCUCACGAAGGGAUUGCAAUUGAUUGGGAAACGUUUACAACAACAUAUUGCUUUCGAGGCACCGGUAACUCCCACCUCGUCAGUGAUGAUGACUUCAAGUGUUCAGAGUGCUCCCGGAGCUGAGCCACGGUUGAAAGAGCUAGAAACAAGCUUGUCCGGUCCCUGGCACUCGGUGGGCGAUUUGCGACAUUUGCGCGAUGAUUUCGCGAAAAUCGAGAAGCUCACGCAGACGCUGAAGGGGGAGAAACUCCCGAUCGAAUUCGUUGAAAUGGCGGAAAAGCGACGCGCCGAGACGUUGGAGCGUUUGGAAAUCACGCAAAAAGCAGCCGAAAUGAUCGAGAAAGCGCAGAUUGGACUGGAUCGAAUCUCAUCAAAAGUCGAGUCCGCCUCAAACUCCACGGACGAUUUCCCGUCUGUGAUCGCUCGUUUGAAUGGAUUGAGAGAAGAAUUGGCUGCAGAAGAAACAUUGAGAAAAGAUGCGGAGAGAUUGGCUGAGAAGAUGCUUUUAAGGGAUCCGGAUUUGGAUCAAGAUAUCACAACCGCUUGGCGUGCCCGGGUGAACAAGUUGGCGGAAGAUUGGUCAAAGCUGGCCGACUCGAUCGAGGACACGAUCUCGUGCGUGAAGAAAGAGCACCGGAUGAGUGUGCAGAAAGCAAUCAAUGACGGUGAUCGAGUGCUAAAAGAUCUUGAAAAGACGCUUGUCGAGAGUGAAUCGGCCGCUGAUGCUGAGCAAUUGAGUGAACACCUUGAUCAAAUUGAGAGCCUACUCGAGCAAGUGCCUGACACGAGUGGACUGGAGCCAGUUGUUGAAGCGAUCAACGAAAACUUCGUCCGGGACAACUGGCAAAGACACAGUGCUAGUAGAGAGAAGAUUCAGGGAAAAGCAAAAGAGAGAAUCCAACAAAUCAACGAUAGAGUUCAUCAGUGUGAGAGAUUUGAUCAAAUCGCUGGUGAACUCGAGAAAUGGGCACCACGUUUCUCAGCUUUACUCGCGGCAAGGAAAGGAGCUGAUAUCUCAGCACUUGAUGUCCCCGAAGAGUACAAGCAUUCUUUUGAAUCGGGCACUUUGAUUACGGCAAUGCAAAAUGAGUUCGACGAGCAAACGAAAGCCAUUGGAGAGAUGAGGGAAAUCGCGGGAAAAGAGCAGAAUGAACGAUUAGAUGAACAGAUGAAACAUGCUGAGAAAACGUUCGCCGAUCUCGCGCCACGUUUCGCCACUUUCAAGCAACCCGUACACUUCGAGGGAAAGCUAGAGAAGUGCACAGAUAGACUCACACAAAUCGAGCAUUCACUCGAUGAACUAACAGGCUUAAAACUCGAGUCAAUCGAAAGCGGAUUGUUGGAGGCGAAGAAUUCAGUGAAAGAUUUGAUUUCCCUGGACGAGACGUUGAAAGAUCUCGACACAGGACGAGAGAGAUUGUUGCGAGAUUCGAUUUUAAACAAAAACGAAGCCACCGAAGUCAAGGCGAAGCUUCAAAUAGCGAAGAGGAAAACGAAAGAGCUCGGCCUUAGAGCUGAGGAAGCCGUUGAUCGACUCGAUGAUUGCAAGAUUUUAGCUGAAAAGCUGAAAGACGAGAUGGGAAAGGUCGAUAAAAUGUUAUCGUUGAUGGAGAAUCGUUUGGAAGAGUACGGUCGACAAGAGAGCAAUCUGGAAGAAGACAAAAUCGAGGAGAUGGUCAAUGAGUGGAAUCGAAACGAAGCCAUCGUCCGCUCAUUGGAAGAAUUGGAGAGAGUGCUGAAAUCGAAAGCGAUUGACAUUGAGACAAGGACGGGAAGCGGGGAAAGAAGAAGACGGGCGCAGGAGUUGAAGACCCGUUUGGACGCUUGGAAUUUGACGGCUCGCGAAAUGAACGACGAUCACGAGAGUCUACUUUUAGAGGUCGACGAAUUGCACGAGGAUUUGAUGAAGAAAUUGGACGACGCUGAGAAAGAGGACGAUCCAAAAGAGAUCGCCUCUAGACUCCACUUUUUGCGUCACGAUCGUGAUCGGCUUUCGUCAAGGGCGCGACGCUUGGCGAUGCUCAAUCCACGAUUGGCUCAGAGUGAUCCCGUAGCCGACGUGAACUCUCGAUGGCAUCGUCUAGAAGAAAGAAUGGAAACGGAAAGUGGUGACAUUCAUCAACCACCGCCUCUUCCACCACCACAUCCACCGCAUCAAUCUUUUGAGGACGGAGUGAAGAGAUUAGCGGAAAGCUUCGAUGUGGCCGUUAAAUAUUUGGAUUUCGACGAGUACCCAGUGCGGAAUGCGAACGAGUGGCGGGAUCGGGUCAAGGCAUCAGAGGAAUGGAUGUCAGCUCGACGUGAGGCUUUAUCUGAAGUAGUCGGUGAUGGGAGACGGUUAGCUGACACAGGAAGAAUGGAGCUGGAUACACAUCGAGCAAUCGAGGAGCUAGAUAACGUUAUUGAUACAGCCAAUGAGUUCGAAUCGGAAAUCGAGCGAAAUCGAGGCGACGUCGAUAUAGCCAUUGAGAAAAGCGAGGCGCUUCAGCGAGAUCUACGAUUAAUGAAAGACGUGAUCGAGAGCCUUUCCAAGCGGAAUCUUCAAGAGCCCGAGAUCGUUCAGGCAACGCGAAAAGAUCUCUCGUCCAGAGAUCCCCAACUUUGCUCUCUAUCAAGGCGAGCUGCCGAGUUGCACGCAUCACUGCCGGGCAGAUCAUCCGCUUCUCGUGACACUACUCUGGACGCUUUAAAUCAAGGCCUUUCCUCAUUAGAAUCAAUUCUCGCGGGAUCUGACCGGAGAGAGAGAUCGGGAAGAGACGAAGCGAAAGAGGAAUUGGAGGAGUUGGAGACGAGCUUGAAGAACGAGAACGAGCUUCAAACGUCUCCUGAUCGAACCUCGAGAAGUAGUGUGGGCAAUUCGUUGGCCAUGGAAGUGAUGUGCACGGAUCAAGGGACAACCACCGAAGACGAGACGCUUUCAAGGGGAGAACAAGGCGACGCCGAGAUCAAGGUUGACGCGGAUCGUCGCACAGAGUCAAUCGACGUUCCGAUUGAGUUCGUGGAUGCGGCAAGGAUCAAGCCGAUCACUUUGGGAGUGGAGCUUGAUGUUGCAGAGUCGGAAACGGACUCCCGCGAGAACACGCCAAUCAAGAAACAAUCACUGGCAAAAGAGGAAUCAAUGGAGACGAAACCCGAGCCAAAGCGUUCCCGGGCGGAAUCAGCGACGAAACACUCGAAAAUCGCGUCGAUGAGUAUGGAAGAGGUUUACGAGCUAUUGGACAAUAUUGAAGACGGUUUAUCGUUCGAGGAGGAGUACCCGCUGGAGAACGUGGACCACGAUGAUAAAGAGUAUAAGGAGAUGCACAAGCAGCUUGAUGAGGCUGCGAGAGCGCUAGAUGUAAAUCAAAUGGAGCUGAACAUGAUGCAAGCUGAGCACACAAAAGAACGAAUUGAUUCCCUGAGAAAAGAUGUAGAGGAAAGGAAGCGAAAAUCUCAUGACGAGAGAAAAGAAUGGCACGAUUUCUCAAAGUGCCUAGUGGAAGCUGAGCGUCUCUUCCAAAAGGGAGUCCGACUCAGCGGCGAAUUCGAGCGGAAAUACGAGAGUGGAGACAGGGAUUCGACGAAAGCCAAGGAAUUGCUCGAGAGGAUUUUGAGGACGAUGAAUCGCUCCGAAGUAGCUGUUUGUGAGGUUGUGCGUCGAGUGGCCGGGGUUUUACCGAGAAUGCGUGAAGGUGGGAAAAGAGAGACUGACACGAGGACCACUGUAUAUUCUUUGGAUCAACGAUUCGCUGAAUGGAGUAGAAAGGCUCGCGUCCUUUUGGACAAAUCGGCUGUGGAUGUUGAGGCGCUGAAAUAUCAGCUGAAUGGCAUCAAGAAUUGGUGUGAUUUGGUGGAAACCGAACUGGGUGAACCGGUGCAUUGGGCACAUUUAGAAAUGGUCGAAGAGCAGAAAGAGAAGUUAUCCAAGCGUCUCUCCGAAAUGGCAGUUCAUCGUGCUUCAAUGUCUCACGUUGAAUCGUGCAAGGAUCGUCUCGUUCUUUUGCCAACUGUCGAUCAAGAGAUUAAGCACGAGAUGAGAAGAGCUGUCUCCGAUGCUGCAAGAAGAUUGGCUGAUAUCCGUUCCGAUCUCUCGGAUCGUGUGCGUGGCUUGGACGAGAUGAAAGUGAAAGCGGAAGAGGUUUGGAGAGAAGUUGAGACUCUCGAACAAAUGGCAAAAGAGAUCGAGCGUCGAGUUGAGGCGACAAAAGAGGCGGUGAUCUAUACGCCGUCUCGGGAAAGCACGGCUUCUGUCAAAAAUGAUGCCGCUGAUUUGCGACAAGCGGUUAAUAAAUUGGAGAAAAUUUUGGAAAACGCUGAGAAAGAUCGUCCAAAUAUGUUGGAAAAGCAUAAAAAGAAAAUCUCUGCCGUAAUCUCGAUCUCGAGGAACGCCGCGUCGGCAGCCGACUCGUUAGUGCUUCGGGAAAGUUCCUCCGCUCAAGAGUCCUCUGAAAUGAGCCUCUCGACGGUGAUCGAGGUUUCCGAGAGAUCCGAGAGAUCUGAGAGAUCCGAAUUGACGGCCCAGCAUCGACCAGGCUCAAGCAUUUCGGCUGAAGGCACGCUUGAUGCUCCAUCGGAUCGAGUGGAAUCACUGCACGAUGAGGUGCACACAUCGGAUGAGGAUGAGAGCACGGAGAGAUCGCAUCGACAAAGGAUUUCAGCAACCGGAUCGCAUUCAGCAGCCGGCCCACCAUUACCCGACCAUGGUCUCCUCCCACCGCGUGACCAACACGCAAUGCAAACGUUGACUCAACUUGGGCUAUGGCUUGGAGAAGUGGAAAGAGACGCGGGAAUGGCUGUUGAUUUGGCUUCUCAUCAAAAGAUUAAGGAACAGAUCAACACUUUGCAGACCCUUCAAGAGCAACUCCGGCAACGCCAAAUGGAGCCAAUAAACGUUUCUGAUGGAACGAUGACGUCUGUGGUGAAGCAACGGGCAGCUGAUCUGUGCACAAGCAUUGAACGAGUCAGCGCGGCUAGUCAAAAACGAAGGGCACAUUUGGGAAAAGCGGUGGAAACGGCGAAAUGGUUAGAGCAAACGAGAGGUGGAGUCGAGUUGUGGAUGGCUGGAGCUGAGGAGGAUUUUGGCACCCGUGCACCAAUGGAGUCCAAUGAAGAGACGGUGAGGGCCGAGCUGAGCCGAGUAGAGUCAAUCCUUGAGCAGUUACCCCAACAGAAGCAAAAGAUUCACGAAAUCAAUAUAAAGGGAAAUGCUUUGUUGGACGAGUUCCCAAGAGACGAAGCUCACAAUUUGUCUCAUCUUCUUUCCCGUUUGAACAUGCGAUGGACUCAGUUCAACGAUAAUAUUCGUAUCCGCCGAGCCGCUCUCGAGGCAUCACUCCGAUCGAGAGCCGAUUUUCAUUCGGCGCUAGCGGAAGUCGAGGAAUGGAUGCACCGGAUUACUGCCAGUUUGCAGAAACUCGAGAAACGCACGAGCAACACUCAAUCGUUGAAGGACACGCAAAGGAGGAGAGAGUGGAUACAAGCUGAGAAGAACCUCGGCCACGAGAUCGACGCCCAUUCGGAAGUGAUUCGAUCAGUAGAAGAGAUGGGGAAGAAAAUCGUGGCCGGCUUUGAUACAGGAAAGGAUAAACAGACAAUGGAAGAUCGAUUGAAUGAUUUGGAAACGAGAUGGACGGGCAUCACGCAGACACAGGCUGAAAUCAGGAAGCGGCUGGCCGAUGCGGAGCAAGAGUGGGAACGAUUGACGAACGGGUUGGCCGAGUUGGUUCACUGGAUUGAGACAAAGAGUAAACAGCUCCUCAACCAGCAACCCAUUGGCGGCUCGUUGUCGGCGGUGCUGGCACAGGGUGGUUUCGUAAAGAAUAUAGAGAGAGAAAUCGAGGCGAAAUCCCCGCAAGUGAAAGAAGUGAUCGCCUCGGCGCAUUCCUAUUUGAUGCAACAUGAUUUACGGCCGAAAAUGUACAAACCCGGAGUGCUAGACGACGGAGAAGAGGAGGCGGAGACGAAAGACAUGGACGAGCGCCGCUACGGACUGCAGAUUCACGCGGAUUGCGAGAAGUUGAAGGAAAAAUGGUCCGAGCUAAGCGAUCAAACGUCGGAUUGGGGCAAAGUGGUGGCCGGAGCUGCACAACGGUUGCAAGAGCUCGAGCGAGCGCUGGCUGAGUGCCAAUUGCAUUUGAGCUCGGUUGAGCAAGAGCUUGAGCAAGCGCGUGCUGUCGAGAAUCUCCGAUUGGAGGAGCUGAAAAACGCGCGGGUUGAUGUGGAUGCGAUGAGCGAUCGGGUUGAUCAAUUGCGAGUGCAUUUGGACGAUGCGAACGACGCUUGUGGAAGGAUUUUAGCCGCCGAUAUGCCACUCGACACACAUCCCAAAAAUCAGCUCGAUGCCGUCAAUCAGAGAUUCACAGCCGUCAAGACGUCCGUACGGGUGCGUGCGGCUGCUCUCCGAAACGCUUUCAACGAUUUCGGCCCCUCGUCCGAGCAUUUUCUCAAUCAUUCCGUCACUUUGCCAUGGCAGAGAGCGAUCAGCAAAACGAAUCAUUUACCGUAUUAUAUUGACCACAACACCGAGCACACCCAAUGGGAGCACCCGGUUUGGGUGGAAAUGGCCAAAGAGCUGAACUCGUUCAAUCGCGUCAAAUUCAUCGCCUAUCGAUGCGCGAUGAAGCUACGAGCCCUUCAGAAACGACUCUGCCUCGAUCUCAUCUCGUUGCCAAUGCUCGAAAAGGCAUUCGCGCGUCUCGAUGGCCUCUCGAAUGAGGAGUGCCCUCAAUUGGAUGAAAUGGUUUCCUCUCUUCUUCCCCUUUUUGAAUCCCUUCAUCAACUCCAUCCAACGCUCGUCAAAUCCGUGGCUUUAGCCGUUGAUCUGUGCAUCAAUUUCCUACUCAAUUUGUACGAUUCCUCUCGUGACGGCAUUCUCCGGGUUCUCUCCUUCAAAGUGGCGCUCAUCGUCUUCUGCAAUGCGCCUUUAGAGGAGAAAUAUCGCGCCCUCUUCGAGCUGGUCGCCCAGGAGGGACAAGCCGAUCAGAAACACGUCGCUUUGUUGUUCUAUGAUCUCAUUCAUAUUCCCCGCUUGGUGGGUGAGGCGGCGGCGUUUGGCGGCUCAAACGUGGAACCAUCCGUUCGCUCGUGUUUCGAAUCCGUCAAAUUGGCAUCACAUAUUCAGUUCACCCCAUUCAUGGAUUGGUUGAAGAAAGAGCCACAAUCGCUUGUUUGGCUGCCCGUCAUGCAUCGUUUAGCCACCGCUGAGUUCUCGAAGCAUCAGGCGAAAUGUAACGUUUGCAAAAUGUUCCCAAUCGUCGGCCUUCGCUAUCGUUGUCUUCAUUGCUUUAACUUUGACAUUUGUCAAAAUUGUUUCUUCUCUCAAAGGACGAGUAAAAAUCAUAAAUUACGACACCCAAUGCAAGAGUAUUCAAUUCCAACAACUUCUGGUGAGGAUGUUCGCGAUUUGCACAGAUGCAACCGGCAAGUUGGGACGAAGACGAAAACGAUUGGCUACUGCCGAACGAAGCAGCUGAGCCACGAGAGGGAAAUGAUCAAGUCAGUGAGCGACGUGAAAGCCCCUGCAGUUGAUCUCACGGGUGAAGUGAAGUUGAAGGAU